UCGGCGCGAAAACACACAACGCAAAAUCGGGAACAACACUUUUUUUCCUCAGACUUUUCUUCAUUUAUUCACAAUGGCCUCUUAUUCUUCCUCUUUACCGCCUCCUGAGUCUCCUGAAAACCCCGCCGACAACGUCGCAUACUUCCUGGAGUUAAACAAUGCCAUGGAGCGCAUGAUCGAAGAGACUGAAGACUUGUCAGUACGACUCAUCUUGUUGGCGUAUGACGUGGUUGACAUGAGGACCGAUCCGGAACUUGGAGCAUCGUUAGAUAUUCUUGAAGAUGCUUUCCAGAGAUGCAAAACUGCUGUUUUUGGACAAUUAAAUUAAUAAAAUGUGGC
This is a messenger RNA of Boleophthalmus pectinirostris (great blue-spotted mudskipper), 339 nucleotides long. It is a transcript of the gene syce3, whose product is annotated as synaptonemal complex central element protein 3. The transcript has 3 exons. The coding region runs from base 74 to 328 and encodes 84 amino acids. NCBI's taxonomy places the organism in Eukaryota, Metazoa, Chordata, Actinopteri, Gobiiformes, Gobiidae. Gene Ontology annotation, biological process: spermatogenesis; synaptonemal complex assembly; reciprocal meiotic recombination. The record is from RefSeq and is a predicted model, not a curated record.